Molecule: messenger RNA, 2157 nt
Organism: Saccoglossus kowalevskii
Lineage: Eukaryota; Metazoa; Hemichordata; Enteropneusta; Harrimaniidae
Product: adhesion G protein-coupled receptor G6-like
Biological process (GO): cell surface receptor signaling pathway; G protein-coupled receptor signaling pathway
Cellular component (GO): membrane
Molecular function (GO): G protein-coupled receptor activity
Source: RefSeq, a predicted model, not a curated record
AUGAUAAUUACAGGUCAAAAUACAACCGUUGCGUCUACAAUCGCGAGAGAUCCAUCUACUACAGUCAUAUCAAAAUCAGUAACCACGUCAUCUGCAACAGAAGCUGGCACAACACUGACUGCACAUGGCGCUAGCACAAAGAAAACAGUCACGGGACAUCCAUCCACUACAGUAACAUCUAUAUCUGAACCAGAGCGUUUUGUGUCUCCUUGUUCUAAGAGUAAUUGCAACCCAGAAACAACGUUUAAUGAAAAUGGUAGAUUUUAUUGGCCAAGCAAAACAGUUGGUGAGCUGGUCCAAAAGAAAUGUCCAAAUGGCGUGGACGGAUCAGUGGCAACUAGAUUAUGCAAUAGCACAGUAAAUGGAUGCGCAGUUUGGGAACGUGUAAAUACCACUCAGUGUAUAAAUAUAACGACAACUCCGUUUACUAAACACCUGGAAACCCUAGUCAACCUACAACUAACUGCACAAAACGCUCCUGAAAUUGCCAAAGAUUUGUUCAACCUAACCUCGGCUGCUGAGUACUUUGCUGCAGUAGAUGUAUAUUUAGCGGUAGAUGUUAUUGACAAUUUACUGAAUGUCAAUGAUGUCAACACUACAAGUAUUGAAGUUGCCACAGAUCUACUGAACAGUGUUGAUAAUCUAUUUAAUGUUGAAUGGGGUGUGUUGGUUACAAGUCAAAAGAAUGGCAUCACUGCAUCGAGGUUGAUCAAAGCUAUUGACAAAUUAGUGAUAAGUAUUGAUUUACAAAAUGAAACAGAAACGAUAGAAAAAGACAACUUUGUGAUAUGUCUAAUGAAUCUAAACACCAGCGUGUAUAAUGGUAUAUCCUUCAGCGAAGUAGAUAAUGAUCAGGUCAAAGUGGGCACUGACAGGAGUUCUUCGUCGCUAAAAGGUAAUAUGAAAUCGUCAAUUCAGCUGCCAUCGUCUUUAUUAGAUGGACACAGUUUUCAAGAUGGAUCGUCCAGAGCACAGUUUAUAUCAUAUAAAUCCAAUAUGCUGUUUACGACUGUAGCUGUAGCAAUGUCUGACGAGACGAUAUCUACGUCAAAUAAUGUAACAUCGUCCCAUGGUGUCAGUAAUGAUACCAUAUAUGGAAUGCUGAAUAGUCCAGUCAUUGGUGCAAGCAUUGGGAGCCUAAUUAUUAGUGACUUAGGGGAGCCUGUUCAAAUCAACCUUACAUGGCAAAAUGAAGAUGUUUAUGGAACCGCAUCUGAAUUUGAUGAAGGUCACCAGAAUGCUUUGUCUAUUGUAUCUUACAUCGGAUGUGGUAUAUCUAUGUUAUGUAUGCUUCUGACUCUAGUAACAUUUCUUGCAUUCAGACGUCUGAGAAAAGACAACCCAGCCAAGAUACUCAUGAAUUUGUGUUUUGCCAUUUUGAUGUCAUUGUUAUUAUUUUUGGCUGUUUCGUUCUCUGUGGAUUUUGCACCAAUCAUACCAGAGCUUUGUACGACCAUGGCUGUGUUGUUACACUAUUUCUUAUUGGCUGUUAUGAUGUGGAUGGCACUAGAAGCAUUCAAUAUGUAUUUAUUAUUGGUGAAAGUAUUCAAUACGUAUAUCAGAUACUUGAUGAUGAAGUUUUGUCUCAUUGGAUGGGGUAUACCCCUGGUUACUGUUGUGAUUACCUUAGCAGUCAAUAUUGACAACUAUGGUUACCAUAACAACAUAUGUUGGUUAUCGAGAUACGCCUUCUUUGCUGCAUUCUUGGCUCCAGUAUGUCUAGUACUCAUCUUCAAUACAGUGAUAUAUAUUCUUGUUGUUCACCAAAUAUGCAGCCUUUAUUCUAAAAAUAUGUCUACAUCAGAUCGAUACGGCAAAGCAGCACAACUUCGUGGAUCUGUCAGUUUAUUUGUACUCCUUGGUAUCACCUGGGCUUUGGCGAUACUGGCAAUCAGUGAGGCUGGUUUAGUCGUCAAUUAUUUGUUUGCAAUUGCCAAUACUCUCCAAGGAUUAUUUAUAUUUAUAUUUUUCUGCGCUUCGAAUACUGAUGUCAAGAAACAGUGGAGGAACUCAUUCUGUUCACCGUGUUCUCGUCGUGGUUCCAAUGCUACAGAGUCUGGUUCAUCAGCUAGGAAAUAUCUUCAUCCAGAUACAGAUAAAUCAGAAUCAUUGCCUCAGAAGCGUUACUAUGACAACAUGGCAUCAAGUGAAUUGUGA